Molecule: messenger RNA, 2518 nt
Organism: Anastrepha obliqua
Lineage: Eukaryota; Metazoa; Arthropoda; Insecta; Diptera; Tephritidae
Product: basic proline-rich protein-like
Exons: 2
Coding region: 241-2265 (674 amino acids)
Source: RefSeq, a predicted model, not a curated record
AGCAUUUGGAUUUCGGGCGAGCAACUGUUGUGAUCAAAUAUUAAAGAUAAUUGCAAAUCAUUUAAGUUUGGUGUUAAUAACAUCGUCUAAUAACUAGCUAUAAUAUACUAUAUAUAUACAUACAUAUAUAUGUAUAUACUGUUAUAUGCUGAAGGAUAACUAUAGAUUUGUAUAAAAACACAAUAAAAAAAUAAAUAAAUAAAAAUUAGUCUUCUUCGUACGGCAGCUUGCGAACGAAGCAUGAGAAUGAAGUUUAUUGUCUUGCUGUUUGCAUUGCUGGCUUCCAGUAGUGUGCAUGCUGAUGUUUCGCAUUUGGUUAGCGACUUGCAGGAGGAUGGAUACCAUUAUAAGCAGCCUUCUGUGCCGUUCCCACCAUCACCUUCGGGCAAUGAAAUAGAUGACACAGGAUACCAGCCGCAGCCGCAGCCGCAGCCGCAGCCACAGCCGCAACCACGGCCGCAGCCAUCUUAUCCCGCUCCCCGACCACAACCACAACCGCGGCCACAGCCACAGCCUCAACCACAACCGCAGCCACAGCCACAGCCGUCUUAUCCAGCACCACGCCCACAACCCCAGCCACAGCCUCAACCGCAACCGCAGCCUCAACCACAGCCACAACCAUCCUAUCCAGCUCCACGCCCACAGCCACAACCUUCAUAUCCAUCGCCUCAGCCCCAACCGCAGCCGGGACCUUCGUACCCAGCUCCCCGUCCACAACCACAACCUACACAGCGUCCACAACCCAGACCUCAACCCACCCGUCCUGUGCCAGCACCACAACCCGGUCCUGAAUAUCUUCCUCCAGAACAACCUCAACAACCAAGACCGGCACCGCGCCCUCAGCUACAGCCACGCCCACAGCCUCAACCGCAGCCACAGCCUUCAUAUCCUGCACCACGGCCUCAACCACAACCACGACCACAACCACAACCUCAACCACAGCCACAACCACAGCCACAGCCACAGCCACAGCCUUCAUAUCCUGCCCCACGACCUCAACCACAACCACGACCACAACCUCAGCCAACUCAACCCGGACCUGAGUAUAUACCACCAACAAGUGGAACAACAUUCCAACCACGACCACAACAACCUACACCCGGUUCAACAUACCAACCACGACCACAGCAACCUUCACCCGGUUCAACAUACCAACCACGACCACAACAACCUUCACCCGGUUCAACAUACCAACCACGACCACAACAACCUUCACCCGGUUCAACAUACCAACCACGACCACAACAACCUACUCCCGGUCCAACAGUAGUAAUCCAACCCCGACCACAACCGCAACCAUCGACACCUGGUAAACCUGGUCUAGAAUAUUUACCGCCCUCAGGUGAAAAUGAAAUAGGCCCCGCGCAGCCAGUUCCCCGCCCUAAGCCACAACCACGACCACAGCCGCAACCCCGACCUCAGCCAUCAUAUCCUGGCCAACAGCCUACUCAACCGGCUCCACGGCCUAGUUACCCAGCGCCGCAGCCGACACAACAAGUGCCUCAAUCCACGUAUCCAGCACAACCAACUCAGCCAGCGCCACAGCCAGAACCAACCUACCCAGGGGGUCCCGUUGAUACAGAAGGUCCAGGUGGUCCGGGAGGUCCAGGAGGUCCAGGUGGUCCUGGAGGGCCCGGCGGUCCAGGUAGACCAUAUGGUCCAGGAGGUCCAGGCGGUCCAAGUGGUCCAGGAGGUCCUGGCGGCCCAAGUGGCCCAUAUGGUCCAGGCGGUCCAAGUGCUCCUGGCGGUCCUGGAGGUCCCGGCGGUCCAAGUGGUCCUGGAGGUCCUGGCGGUCCAAGUGGUCUAGGAGGUCCCAGCGGCCCAAGUGGCCCAUAUGGUCCAGGAGGUCCAAGUGGUCCAGGUGGCCCAAGCGGUCCAGGCGGUCCAGGCGGUCCAGGUGGUCCAAGUGGUCCAAGUGGCGCGUAUAGUCCAGCAGGUCCCGGAGGCCCCGGUGGUCCAAGCAGACCAUAUGGUCCAGGAGGUCCAGGCGGUCCAAGUGGUCCAAGUGGUCCAAGUGGUCCAGGUGGUCCAGGUGGUCCAAGUGGUCCAGGUGGUCCAAGUGGCCCAGGAGGUCCCGGUGGUCCAGGCGGCCCAUAUGGCCCAGAAGGUACAGGUGGUCCCGGCGGUCCAAGUGGUCCUGGUGGCCCAGGCGGUCCAGGUGGCCCUGGUGGCCCUGGCGGCCCGGGCGGUCCUGAACAAGAAGCUGGAUCUCUUGGACCUGAUGGUUAUAACUACAACAAACCAUCUAGGCCUUUCUCCUACUAAAUUAUUGAACUAAGCACAUGAAACUCGCCCAUUAAGUAUUAUAAAGUUUUGCGAAAAAAGAAAUUAAAAAUGAAAACAAUAAACGAAUAACGAAUAAAAAACAUUAGAAUAUGAGCAACAUGUCUUCCAUAUUAUCUAAAAAAUAUACAAUCCAUCAUUUCUCACGAAAACAAAUGCCAGUUGACACUUACAUAAAACUUAAAUGCUAUGACUAUUUAAAAAUAAAUUUUAUUAUUAAAAGUAAAAAUCUAAA